AUGCAUGGAGGCGUGUUUGGGCACAUGCAUGGAGGCGUGUUUGGGUCAUCCCCAUGCAUGGAGGCGUGUUUGGGUCAUCCCCAUGCAUGGAGGCGUGUUUGGGUCAUCCCCAUGCAUGGAGGCGUGUUUGGGUCAUCCCCAUGCAUGGAGGCGUGUUUGGGUCAUCCACAUGCAUGGAGGCGUGUUUGGGUCAUCCACAUGCAUGGAGGCGUGUUUGGGUCAUCCACAUGCAUGGAGGCGUGUUUGGGUCAUCCACAUGCAUGGAGGCGUGUUUGGGUCAUCCCCAUGCAUGGAGGCGUGUUUGGGUCAUCCACAUGCAUGGAGGCGUGUUUGGGUCAUCCCCAUGCAUGGAGGCGUGUUUGGGUCAUCCCCAUGCAUGGAGGCGUGUUUGGGUCAUCCCCAUGCAUGGAGGCGUGUUUGGGUCAUCCACAUGCAUGGAGGCGUGUUUGGGUCAUCCACAUGCAUGGAGGCGUGUUUGGGUCAUCCCCAUGCAUGGAGGCGUGUUUGGGUCAUCCCCAUGCAUGGAGGCGUGUUUGGGUCAUCCCCAUGCAUGGAGGCGUGUUUGGGUCAUCCCCAUGCAUGGAGGCGUGUUUGGGUCAUCCCCAUGCAUGGAGGCGUGUUUGGGUCAUCCCCAUGCAUGGAGGCGUGUUUGGGUCAUCCCCAUGCAUGGAGGCGUGUUUGGGUCAUCCCCAUGCAUGGAGGCGUGUUUGGGUCAUCCCCAUGCAUGGAGGCGUGUUUGGGUCAUCCCCAUGCAUGGAGGCGUGUUUGGGUCAUCCCCAUGCAUGGAGGCGUGUUUGGGUCAUCCCCAUGCAUGGAGGCGUGUUUGGGUCAUCCCCAUGCAUGGAGGCGUGUUUGGGUCAUCCCCAUGCAUGGAGGCGUGUUUGGGUCAUCCCCAUGCAUGGAGGCGUGUUUGGGUCAUCCCCAUGCAUGGAGGCGUGUUUGGGUCAUCCCCAUGCAUGGAGGCGUGUUUGGGUCAUCCCCAUGCAUGGAGGCGUGUUUGGGUCAUCCCCAUGCAUGGAGGCGUGUUUGGGUCAUCCCCAUGCAUGGAGGCGUGUUUGGGUCAUCCCCAUGCAUGGAGGCGUGUUUGGGUCAUCCCCAUGCAUGGAGGCGUGUUUGGGUCAUCCACAUGCAUGGAGGCGUGUUUGGGUCAUCCCCAUGCAUGGAGGCGUGUUUGGGUCAUCCCCAUGCAUGGAGGCGUGUUUGGGUCAUCCCCAUGCAUGGAGGCGUGUUUGGGUCAUCCCCAUGCAUGGAGGCGUGUUUGGGUCAUCCCCAUGCAUGGAGGCGUGUUUGGGUCAUCCCCAUGCAUGGAGGCGUGUUUGGGUCAUCCCCAUGCAUGGAGGCGUGUUUGGGUCAUCCCCAUGCAUGGAGGCGUGUUUGGGUCAUCCCCAUGCAUGGAGGCGUGUUUGGGUCAUCCACAUGCAUGGAGGCGUGUUUGGGUCAUCCACAUGCAUGGAGGCGUGUUUGGGUCAUCCACAUGCAUGGAGGCGUGUUUGGGUCAUCCACAUGCAUGGAGGCGUGUUUGGGUCAUCCACAUGCAUGGAGGCGUGUUUGGGUCAUCCACAUGCAUGGAGGCGUGUUUGGGUCAUCCACAUGCAUGGAGGCGUGUUUGGGUCAUCCACAUGCAUGGAGGCGUGUUUGGGUCAUCCCCAUGCAUGGAGGCGUGUUUGGGUCAUCCCCAUGCAUGGAGGCGUGUUUGGGUCAUCCACAUGCAUGGAGGCGUGUUUGGGUCAUCCACAUGCAUGGAGGCGUGUUUGGGUCAUCCACAUGCAUGGAGGCGUGUUUGGGUCAUCCCCAUGCAUGGAGGCGUGUUUGGGUCAUCCCCAUGCAUGGAGGCGUGUUUGGGUCAUCCCCAUGCAUGGAGGCGUGUUUGGGUCAUCCCCAUGCAUGGAGGCGUGUUUGGGUCAUCCCCAUGCAUGGAGGCGUGUUUGGGUCAUCCCCAUGCAUGGAGGCGUGUUUGGGUCAUCCACAUGCAUGGAGGCGUGUUUGGGUCAUCCACAUGCAUGGAGGCGUGUUUGGGUCAUCCACAUGCAUGGAGGCGUGUUUGGGUCAUCCCCAUGCAUGGAGGCGUGUUUGGGUCAUCCCCAUGCAUGGAGGCGUGUUUGGGUCAUCCACAUGCAUGGAGGCGUGUUUGGGUCAUCCCCAUGCAUGGAGGCGUGUUUGGGUCAUCCCCAUGCAUGGAGGCGUGUUUGGGUCAUCCCCAUGCAUGGAGGCGUGUUUGGGUCAUCCCCAUGCAUGGAGGCGUGUUUGGGUCAUCCCCAUGCAUGGAGGCGUGUUUGGGUCAUCCACAUGCAUGGAGGCGUGUUUGGGUCAUCCCCAUGCAUGGAGGCGUGUUUGGGUCAUCCACAUGCAUGGAGGCGUGUUUGGGUCAUCCACAUGCAUGGAGGCGUGUUUGGGUCAUCCCCAUGCAUGGAGGCGUGUUUGGGUCAUCCACAUGCAUGGAGGCGUGUUUGGGUCAUCCCCAUGCAUGGAGGCGUGUUUGGGUCAUCCACAUGCAUGGAGGCGUGUUUGGGUCAUCCACAUGCAUGGAGGCGUGUUUGGGUCAUCCCCAUGCAUGGAGGCGUGUUUGGGUCAUCCCCAUGCAUGGAGGCGUGUUUGGGUCAUCCACAUGCAUGGAGGCGUGUUUGGGUCAUCCACAUGCAUGGAGGCGUGUUUGGGUCAUCCACAUGCAUGGAGGCGUGUUUGGGUCAUCCCCAUGCAUGGAGGCGUGUUUGGGUCAUCCCCAUGCAUGGAGGCGUGUUUGGGUCAUCCCCAUGCAUGGAGGCGUGUUUGGGUCAUCCCCAUGCAUGGAGGCGUGUUUGGGUCAUCCCCAUGCAUGGAGGCGUGUUUGGGUCAUCCCCAUGCAUGGAGGCGUGUUUGGGUCAUCCCCAUGCAUGGAGGCGUGUUUGGGUCAUCCCCAUGCAUGGAGGCGUGUUUGGGUCAUCCCCAUGCAUGGAGGCGUGUUUGGGUCAUCCACAUGCAUGGAGGCGUGUUUGGGUCAUCCCCAUGCAUGGAGGCGUGUUUGGGUCAUCCACAUGCAUGGAGGCGUGUUUGGGUCAUCCACAUGCAUGGAGGCGUGUUUGGGUCAUCCACAUGCAUGGAGGCGUGUUUGGGUCAUCCCCAUGCAUGGAGGCGUGUUUGGGUCAUCCCCAUGCAUGGAGGCGUGUUUGGGUCAUCCCCAUGCAUGGAGGCGUGUUUGGGUCAUCCACAUGCAUGGAGGCGUGUUUGGGUCAUCCCCAUGCAUGGAGGCGUGUUUGGGUCAUCCCCAUGCAUGGAGGCGUGUUUGGGUCAUCCCCAUGCAUGGAGGCGUGUUUGGGUCAUCCCCAUGCAUGGAGGCGUGUUUGGGUCAUCCCCAUGCAUGGAGGCGUGUUUGGGUCAUCCCCAUGCAUGGAGGCGUGUUUGGGUCAUCCCCAUGCAUGGAGGCGUGUUUGGGUCAUCCCCAUGCAUGGAGGCGUGUUUGGGUCAUCCCCAUGCAUGGAGGCGUGUUUGGGUCAUCCACAUGCAUGGAGGCGUGUUUGGGUCAUCCACAUGCAUGGAGGCGUGUUUGGGUCAUCCACAUGCAUGGAGGCGUGUUUGGGUCAUCCCCAUGCAUGGAGGCGUGUUUGGGUCAUCCCCAUGCAUGGAGGCGUGUUUGGGUCAUCCCCAUGCAUGGAGGCGUGUUUGGGCGUGUUUGGGUCAUCCCCAUGCAUGGAGGCGUGUUUGGGUCAUCCCCAUGCAUGGAGGCGUGUUUGGGUCAUCCCCAUGCAUGGAGGCGUGUUUGGGUCAUCCCCAUGCAUGGAGGCGUGUUUGGGUCAUCCCCAUGCAUGGAGGCGUGUUUGGGUCAUCCCCAUGCAUGGAGGCGUGUUUGGGUCAUCCCCAUGCAUGGAGGCGUGUUUGGGUCAUCCACAUGCAUGGAGGCGUGUUUGGGUCAUCCACAUGCAUGGAGGCGUGUUUGGGUCAUCCACAUGCAUGGAGGCGUGUUUGGGUCAUCCACAUGCAUGGAGGCGUGUUUGGGUCAUCCCCAUGCAUGGAGGCGUGUUUGGGUCAUCCCCAUGCAUGGAGGCGUGUUUGGGUCAUCCCCAUGCAUGGAGGCGUGUUUGGGUCAUCCCCAUGCAUGGAGGCGUGUUUGGGUCAUCCCCAUGCAUGGAGGCGUGUUUGGGUCAUCCCCAUGCAUGGAGGCGUGUUUGGGUCAUCCCCAUGCAUGGAGGCGUGUUUGGGUCAUCCCCAUGCAUGGAGGCGUGUUUGGGUCAUCCCCAUGCAUGGAGGCGUGUUUGGGUCAUCCACAUGCAUGGAGGCGUGUUUGGGUCAUCCACAUGCAUGGAGGCGUGUUUGGGUCAUCCACAUGCAUGGAGGCGUGUUUGGGUCAUCCACAUGCAUGGAGGCGUGUUUGGGUCAUCCACAUGCAUGGAGGCGUGUUUGGGUCAUCCACAUGCAUGGAGGCGUGUUUGGGUCAUCCACAUGCAUGGAGGCGUGUUUGGGUCAUCCACAUGCAUGGAGGCGUGUUUGGGUCAUCCACAUGCAUGGAGGCGUGUUUGGGUCAUCCCCAUGCAUGGAGGCGUGUUUGGGUCAUCCACAUGCAUGGAGGCGUGUUUGGGUCAUCCACAUGCAUGGAGGCGUGUUUGGGUCAUCCACAUGCAUGGAGGCGUGUUUGGGUCAUCCACAUGCAUGGAGGCGUGUUUGGGUCAUCCACAUGCAUGGAGGCGUGUUUGGGUCAUCCACAUGCAUGGAGGCGUGUUUGGGUCAUCCCCAUGCAUGGAGGCGUGUUUGGGUCAUCCCCAUGCAUGGAGGCGUGUUUGGGUCAUCCCCAUGCAUGGAGGCGUGUUUGGGUCAUCCACAUGCAUGGAGGCGUGUUUGGGUCAUCCCCAUGCAUGGAGGCGUGUUUGGGUCAUCCACAUGCAUGGAGGCGUGUUUGGGUCAUCCACAUGCAUGGAGGCGUGUUUGGGUCAUCCACAUGCAUGGAGGCGUGUUUGGGUCAUCCACAUGCAUGGAGGCGUGUUUGGGUCAUCCACAUGCAUGGAGGCGUGUUUGGGUCAUCCACAUGCAUGGAGGCGUGUUUGGGUCAUCCACAUGCAUGGAGGCGUGUUUGGGUCAUCCACAUGCAUGGAGGCGUGUUUGGGUCAUCCACAUGCAUGGAGGCGUGUUUGGGUCAUCCACAUGCAUGGAGGCGUGUUUGGGUCAUCCACAUGCAUGGAGGCGUGUUUGGGUCAUCCACAUGCAUGGAGGCGUGUUUGGGUCAUCCACAUGCAUGGAGGCGUGUUUGGGUCAUCCACAUGCAUGGAGGCGUGUUUGGGUCAUCCACAUGCAUGGAGGCGUGUUUGGGUCAUCCACAUGCAUGGAGGCGUGUUUGGGUCAUCCCCAUGCAUGGAGGCGUGUUUGGGUCAUCCCCAUGCAUGGAGGCGUGUUUGGGUCAUCCCCAUGCAUGGAGGCGUGUUUGGGUCAUCCCCAUGCAUGGAGGCGUGUUUGGGUCAUCCCCAUGCAUGGAGGCGUGUUUGGGUCAUCCACAUGCAUGGAGGCGUGUUUGGGUCAUCCACAUGCAUGGAGGCGUGUUUGGGUCAUCCCCAUGCAUGGAGGCGUGUUUGGGUCAUCCCCAUGCAUGGAGGCGUGUUUGGGUCAUCCACAUGCAUGGAGGCGUGUUUGGGUCAUCCACAUGCAUGGAGGCGUGUUUGGGUCAUCCACAUGCAUGGAGGCGUGUUUGGGUCAUCCCCAUGCAUGGAGGCGUGUUUGGGUCAUCCACAUGCAUGGAGGCGUGUUUGGGUCAUCCACAUGCAUGGAGGCGUGUUUGGGUCAUCCACAUGCAUGGAGGCGUGUUUGGGUCAUCCACAUGCAUGGAGGCGUGUUUGGGUCAUCCCCAUGCAUGGAGGCGUGUUUGGGUCAUCCACAUGCAUGGAGGCGUGUUUGGGUCAUCCCCAUGCAUGGAGGCGUGUUUGGGUCAUCCCCAUGCAUGGAGGCGUGUUUGGGUCAUCCACAUGCAUGGAGGCGUGUUUGGGUCAUCCACAUGCAUGGAGGCGUGUUUGGGUCAUCCCCAUGCAUGGAGGCGUGUUUGGGUCAUCCACAUGCAUGGAGGCGUGUUUGGGUCAUCCACAUGCAUGGAGGCGUGUUUGGGUCAUCCACAUGCAUGGAGGCGUGUUUGGGUCAUCCACAUGCAUGGAGGCGUGUUUGGGUCAUCCCCAUGCAUGGAGGCGUGUUUGGGUCAUCCACAUGCAUGGAGGCGUGUUUGGGUCAUCCACAUGCAUGGAGGCGUGUUUGGGUCAUCCACAUGCAUGGAGGCGUGUUUGGGUCAUCCACAUGCAUGGAGGCGUGUUUGGGUCAUCCACAUGCAUGGAGGCGUGUUUGGGUCAUCCACAUGCAUGGAGGCGUGUUUGGGUCAUCCACAUGCAUGGAGGCGUGUUUGGGUCAUCCACAUGCAUGGAGGCGUGUUUGGGUCAUCCACAUGCAUGGAGGCGUGUUUGGGUCAUCCACAUGCAUGGAGGCGUGUUUGGGUCAUCCCCAUGCAUGGAGGCGUGUUUGGGUCAUCCACAUGCAUGGAGGCGUGUUUGGGUCAUCCACAUGCAUGGAGGCGUGUUUGGGUCAUCCCCAUGCAUGGAGGCGUGUUUGGGUCAUCCCCAUGCAUGGAGGCGUGUUUGGGUCAUCCCCAUGCAUGGAGGCGUGUUUGGGUCAUCCACAUGCAUGGAGGCGUGUUUGGGUCAUCCACAUGCAUGGAGGCGUGUUUGGGUCAUCCACAUGCAUGGAGGCGUGUUUGGGUCAUCCCCAUGCAUGGAGGCGUGUUUGGGUCAUCCACAUGCAUGGAGGCGUGUUUGGGUCAUCCACAUGCAUGGAGGCGUGUUUGGGUCAUCCCCAUGCAUGGAGGCGUGUUUGGGUCAUCCCCAUGCAUGGAGGCGUGUUUGGGUCAUCCCCAUGCAUGGAGGCGUGUUUGGGUCAUCCACAUGCAUGGAGGCGUGUUUGGGUCAUCCACAUGCAUGGAGGCGUGUUUGGGUCAUCCACAUGCAUGGAGGCGUGUUUGGGUCAUCCACAUGCAUGGAGGCGUGUUUGGGUCAUCCACAUGCAUGGAGGCGUGUUUGGGUCAUCCACAUGCAUGGAGGCGUGUUUGGGUCAUCCACAUGCAUGGAGGCGUGUUUGGGUCAUCCACAUGCAUGGAGGCGUGUUUGGGUCAUCCACAUGCAUGGAGGCGUGUUUGGGUCAUCCACAUGCAUGGAGGCGUGUUUGGGUCAUCCCCAUGCAUGGAGGCGUGUUUGGGUCAUCCACAUGCAUGGAGGCGUGUUUGGGUCAUCCACAUGCAUGGAGGCGUGUUUGGGUCAUCCACAUGCAUGGAGGCGUGUUUGGGUCAUCCACAUGCAUGGAGGCGUGUUUGGGUCAUCCACAUGCAUGGAGGCGUGUUUGGGUCAUCCACAUGCAUGGAGGCGUGUUUGGGUCAUCCACAUGCAUGGAGGCGUGUUUGGGUCAUCCACAUGCAUGGAGGCGUGUUUGGGUCAUCCCCAUGCAUGGAGGCGUGUUUGGGUCAUCCACAUGCAUGGAGGCGUGUUUGGGUCAUCCACAUGCAUGGAGGCGUGUUUGGGUCAUCCACAUGCAUGGAGGCGUGUUUGGGUCAUCCCCAUGCAUGGAGGCGUGUUUGGGUCAUCCCCAUGCAUGGAGGCGUGUUUGGGUCAUCCACAUGCAUGGAGGCGUGUUUGGGUCAUCCACAUGCAUGGAGGCGUGUUUGGGUCAUCCACAUGCAUGGAGGCGUGUUUGGGUCAUCCACAUGCAUGGAGGCGUGUUUGGGUCAUCCACAUGCAUGGAGGCGUGUUUGGGUCAUCCACAUGCAUGGAGGCGUGUUUGGGUCAUCCACAUGCAUGGAGGCGUGUUUGGGUCAUCCACAUGCAUGGAGGCGUGUUUGGGUCAUCCACAUGCAUGGAGGCGUGUUUGGGUCAUCCACAUGCAUGGAGGCGUGUUUGGGUCAUCCACAUGCAUGGAGGCGUGUUUGGGUCAUCCACAUGCAUGGAGGCGUGUUUGGGUCAUCCACAUGCAUGGAGGCGUGUUUGGGUCAUCCACAUGCAUGGAGGCGUGUUUGGGUCAUCCACAUGCAUGGAGGCGUGUUUGGGUCAUCCCCAUGCAUGGAGGCGUGUUUGGGUCAUCCACAUGCAUGGAGGCGUGUUUGGGUCAUCCACAUGCAUGGAGGCGUGUUUGGGUCAUCCACAUGCAUGGAGGCGUGUUUGGGUCAUCCACAUGCAUGGAGGCGUGUUUGGGUCAUCCCCAUGCAUGGAGGCGUGUUUGGGUCAUCCACAUGCAUGGAGGCGUGUUUGGGUCAUCCACAUGCAUGGAGGCGUGUUUGGGUCAUCCACAUGCAUGGAGGCGUGUUUGGGUCAUCCACAUGCAUGGAGGCGUGUUUGGGUCAUCCACAUGCAUGGAGGCGUGUUUGGGUCAUCCACAUGCAUGGAGGCGUGUUUGGGUCAUCCACAUGCAUGGAGGCGUGUUUGGGUCAUCCACAUGCAUGGAGGCGUGUUUGGGUCAUCCACAUGCAUGGAGGCGUGUUUGGGUCAUCCACAUGCAUGGAGGCGUGUUUGGGUCAUCCACAUGCAUGGAGGCGUGUUUGGGUCAUCCACAUGCAUGGAGGCGUGUUUGGGUCAUCCACAUGCAUGGAGGCGUGUUUGGGUCAUCCCCAUGCAUGGAGGCGUGUUUGGGUCAUCCACAUGCAUGGAGGCGUGUUUGGGUCAUCCCCAUGCAUGGAGGCGUGUUUGGGUCAUCCACAUGCAUGGAGGCGUGUUUGGGUCAUCCACAUGCAUGGAGGCGUGUUUGGGUCAUCCACAUGCAUGGAGGCGUGUUUGGGUCAUCCACAUGCAUGGAGGCGUGUUUGGGUCAUCCACAUGCAUGGAGGCGUGUUUGGGUCAUCCACAUGCAUGGAGGCGUGUUUGGGUCAUCCACAUGCAUGGAGGCGUGUUUGGGUCAUCCACAUGCAUGGAGGCGUGUUUGGGUCAUCCACAUGCAUGGAGGCGUGUUUGGGUCAUCCCCAUGCAUGGAGGCGUGUUUGGGUCAUCCACAUGCAUGGAGGCGUGUUUGGGUCAUCCCCAUGCAUGGAGGCGUGUUUGGGUCAUCCACAUGCAUGGAGGCGUGUUUGGGUCAUCCCCAUGCAUGGAGGCGUGUUUGGGUCAUCCCCAUGCAUGGAGGCGUGUUUGGGUCAUCCACAUGCAUGGAGGCGUGUUUGGGUCAUCCACAUGCAUGGAGGCGUGUUUGGGUCAUCCCCAUGCAUGGAGGCGUGUUUGGGUCAUCCACAUGCAUGGAGGCGUGUUUGGGUCAUCCACAUGCAUGGAGGCGUGUUUGGGUCAUCCACAUGCAUGGAGGCGUGUUUGGGUCAUCCACAUGCAUGGAGGCGUGUUUGGGUCAUCCCCAUGCAUGGAGGCGUGUUUGGGUCAUCCACAUGCAUGGAGGCGUGUUUGGGUCAUCCACAUGCAUGGAGGCGUGUUUGGGUCAUCCACAUGCAUGGAGGCGUGUUUGGGUCAUCCACAUGCAUGGAGGCGUGUUUGGGUCAUCCACAUGCAUGGAGGCGUGUUUGGGUCAUCCACAUGCAUGGAGGCGUGUUUGGGUCAUCCACAUGCAUGGAGGCGUGUUUGGGUCAUCCACAUGCAUGGAGGCGUGUUUGGGUCAUCCACAUGCAUGGAGGCGUGUUUGGGUCAUCCACAUGCAUGGAGGCGUGUUUGGGUCAUCCCCAUGCAUGGAGGCGUGUUUGGGUCAUCCCCAUGCAUGGAGGCGUGUUUGGGUCAUCCCCAUGCAUGGAGGCGUGUUUGGGUCAUCCCCAUGCAUGGAGGCGUGUUUGGGUCAUCCCCAUGCAUGGAGGCGUGUUUGGGUCAUCCACAUGCAUGGAGGCGUGUUUGGGUCAUCCACAUGCAUGGAGGCGUGUUUGGGUCAUCCACAUGCAUGGAGGCGUGUUUGGGUCAUCCCCAUGCAUGGAGGCGUGUUUGGGUCAUCCACAUGCAUGGAGGCGUGUUUGGGUCAUCCACAUGCAUGGAGGCGUGUUUGGGUCAUCCACAUGCAUGGAGGCGUGUUUGGGUCAUCCACAUGCAUGGAGGCGUGUUUGGGUCAUCCACAUGCAUGGAGGCGUGUUUGGGUCAUCCACAUGCAUGGAGGCGUGUUUGGGUCAUCCACAUGCAUGGAGGCGUGUUUGGGUCAUCCCCAUGCAUGGAGGCGUGUUUGGGUCAUCCACAUGCAUGGAGGCGUGUUUGGGUCAUCCACAUGCAUGGAGGCGUGUUUGGGUCAUCCACAUGCAUGGAGGCGUGUUUGGGUCAUCCACAUGCAUGGAGGCGUGUUUGGGUCAUCCACAUGCAUGGAGGCGUGUUUGGGUCAUCCACAUGCAUGGAGGCGUGUUUGGGUCAUCCACAUGCAUGGAGGCGUGUUUGGGUCAUCCACAUGCAUGGAGGCGUGUUUGGGUCAUCCACAUGCAUGGAGGCGUGUUUGGGUCAUCCCCAUGCAUGGAGGCGUGUUUGGGUCAUCCACAUGCAUGGAGGCGUGUUUGGGUCAUCCCCAUGCAUGGAGGCGUGUUUGGGUCAUCCACAUGCAUGGAGGCGUGUUUGGGUCAUCCCCAUGCAUGGAGGCGUGUUUGGGUCAUCCACAUGCAUGGAGGCGUGUUUGGGUCAUCCACAUGCAUGGAGGCGUGUUUGGGUCAUCCACAUGCAUGGAGGCGUGUUUGGGUCAUCCACAUGCAUGGAGGCGUGUUUGGGUCAUCCCCAUGCAUGGAGGCGUGUUUGGGUCAUCCACAUGCAUGGAGGCGUGUUUGGGUCAUCCCCAUGCAUGGAGGCGUGUUUGGGUCAUCCACAUGCAUGGAGGCGUGUUUGGGUCAUCCACAUGCAUGGAGGCGUGUUUGGGUCAUCCACAUGCAUGGAGGCGUGUUUGGGUCAUCCACAUGCAUGGAGGCGUGUUUGGGUCAUCCACAUGCAUGGAGGCGUGUUUGGGUCAUCCCCAUGCAUGGAGGCGUGUUUGGGUCAUCCACAUGCAUGGAGGCGUGUUUGGGUCAUCCACAUGCAUGGAGGCGUGUUUGGGUCAUCCCCAUGCAUGGAGGCGUGUUUGGGUCAUCCACAUGCAUGGAGGCGUGUUUGGGUCAUCCACAUGCAUGGAGGCGUGUUUGGGUCAUCCACAUGCAUGGAGGCGUGUUUGGGUCAUCCACAUGCAUGGAGGCGUGUUUGGGUCAUCCACAUGCAUGGAGGCGUGUUUGGGUCAUCCACAUGCAUGGAGGCGUGUUUGGGUCAUCCACAUGCAUGGAGGCGUGUUUGGGUCAUCCACAUGCAUGGAGGCGUGUUUGGGUCAUCCCCAUGCAUGGAGGCGUGUUUGGGUCAUCCACAUGCAUGGAGGCGUGUUUGGGUCAUCCACAUGCAUGGAGGCGUGUUUGGGUCAUCCACAUGCAUGGAGGCGUGUUUGGGUCAUCCACAUGCAUGGAGGCGUGUUUGGGUCAUCCACAUGCAUGGAGGCGUGUUUGGGUCAUCCACAUGCAUGGAGGCGUGUUUGGGUCAUCCACAUGCAUGGAGGCGUGUUUGGGUCAUCCACAUGCAUGGAGGCGUGUUUGGGUCAUCCACAUGCAUGGAGGCGUGUUUGGGUCAUCCACAUGCAUGGAGGCGUGUUUGGGUCAUCCCCAUGCAUGGAGGCGUGUUUGGGUCAUCCACAUGCAUGGAGGCGUGUUUGGGUCAUCCCCAUGCAUGGAGGCGUGUUUGGGUCAUCCCCAUGCAUGGAGGCGUGUUUGGGUCAUCCCCAUGCAUGGAGGCGUGUUUGGGUCAUCCCCAUGCAUGGAGGCGUGUUUGGGUCAUCCACAUGCAUGGAGGCGUGUUUGGGUCAUCCACAUGCAUGGAGGCGUGUUUGGGUCAUCCCCAUGCAUGGAGGCGUGUUUGGGUCAUCCACAUGCAUGGAGGCGUGUUUGGGUCAUCCACAUGCAUGGAGGCGUGUUUGGGUCAUCCACAUGCAUGGAGGCGUGUUUGGGUCAUCCACAUGCAUGGAGGCGUGUUUGGGUCAUCCACAUGCAUGGAGGCGUGUUUGGGUCAUCCACAUGCAUGGAGGCGUGUUUGGGUCAUCCCCAUGCAUGGAGGCGUGUUUGGGUCAUCCCCAUGCAUGGAGGCGUGUUUGGGUCAUCCACAUGCAUGGAGGCGUGUUUGGGUCAUCCACAUGCAUGGAGGCGUGUUUGGGUCAUCCACAUGCAUGGAGGCGUGUUUGGGUCAUCCACAUGCAUGGAGGCGUGUUUGGGUCAUCCACAUGCAUGGAGGCGUGUUUGGGUCAUCCACAUGCAUGGAGGCGUGUUUGGGUCAUCCACAUGCAUGGAGGCGUGUUUGGGUCAUCCACAUGCAUGGAGGCGUGUUUGGGUCAUCCACAUGCAUGGAGGCGUGUUUGGGUCAUCCCCAUGCAUGGAGGCGUGUUUGGGUCAUCCACAUGCAUGGAGGCGUGUUUGGGUCAUCCACAUGCAUGGAGGCGUGUUUGGGUCAUCCACAUGCAUGGAGGCGUGUUUGGGUCAUCCCCAUGCAUGGAGGCGUGUUUGGGUCAUCCACAUGCAUGGAGGCGUGUUUGGGUCAUCCACAUGCAUGGAGGCGUGUUUGGGUCAUCCACAUGCAUGGAGGCGUGUUUGGGUCAUCCACAUGCAUGGAGGCGUGUUUGGGUCAUCCACAUGCAUGGAGGCGUGUUUGGGUCAUCCACAUGCAUGGAGGCGUGUUUGGGUCAUCCCCAUGCAUGGAGGCGUGUUUGGGUCAUCCACAUGCAUGGAGGCGUGUUUGGGUCAUCCACAUGCAUGGAGGCGUGUUUGGGUCAUCCCCAUGCAUGGAGGCGUGUUUGGGUCAUCCACAUGCAUGGAGGCGUGUUUGGGUCAUCCACAUGCAUGGAGGCGUGUUUGGGUCAUCCCCAUGCAUGGAGGCGUGUUUGGGUCAUCCACAUGCAUGGAGGCGUGUUUGGGUCAUCCACAUGCAUGGAGGCGUGUUUGGGUCAUCCCCAUGCAUGGAGGCGUGUUUGGGUCAUCCACAUGCAUGGAGGCGUGUUUGGGUCAUCCACAUGCAUGGAGGCGUGUUUGGGUCAUCCACAUGCAUGGAGGCGUGUUUGGGUCAUCCACAUGCAUGGAGGCGUGUUUGGGUCAUCCCCAUGCAUGGAGGCGUGUUUGGGUCAUCCACAUGCAUGGAGGCGUGUUUGGGUCAUCCACAUGCAUGGAGGCGUGUUUGGGUCAUCCACAUGCAUGGAGGCGUGUUUGGGUCAUCCACAUGCAUGGAGGCGUGUUUGGGUCAUCCACAUGCAUGGAGGCGUGUUUGGGUCAUCCACAUGCAUGGAGGCGUGUUUGGGUCAUCCACAUGCAUGGAGGCGUGUUUGGGUCAUCCACAUGCAUGGAGGCGUGUUUGGGUCAUCCACAUGCAUGGAGGCGUGUUUGGGUCAUCCACAUGCAUGGAGGCGUGUUUGGGUCAUCCCCAUGCAUGGAGGCGUGUUUGGGUCAUCCCCAUGCAUGGAGGCGUGUUUGGGUCAUCCACAUGCAUGGAGGCGUGUUUGGGUCAUCCACAUGCAUGGAGGCGUGUUUGGGUCAUCCACAUGCAUGGAGGCGUGUUUGGGUCAUCCCCAUGCAUGGAGGCGUGUUUGGGUCAUCCACAUGCAUGGAGGCGUGUUUGGGUCAUCCACAUGCAUGGAGGCGUGUUUGGGUCAUCCACAUGCAUGGAGGCGUGUUUGGGUCAUCCCCAUGCAUGGAGGCGUGUUUGGGUCAUCCCCAUGCAUGGAGGCGUGUUUGGGUCAUCCACAUGCAUGGAGGCGUGUUUGGGUCAUCCACAUGCAUGGAGGCGUGUUUGGGUCAUCCACAUGCAUGGAGGCGUGUUUGGGUCAUCCACAUGCAUGGAGGCGUGUUUGGGUCAUCCACAUGCAUGGAGGCGUGUUUGGGUCAUCCACAUGCAUGGAGGCGUGUUUGGGUCAUCCACAUGCAUGGAGGCGUGUUUGGGUCAUCCACAUGCAUGGAGGCGUGUUUGGGUCAUCCCCAUGCAUGGAGGCGUGUUUGGGUCAUCCCCAUGCAUGGAGGCGUGUUUGGGUCAUCCACAUGCAUGGAGGCGUGUUUGGGUCAUCCCCAUGCAUGGAGGCGUGUUUGGGUCAUCCACAUGCAUGGAGGCGUGUUUGGGUCAUCCCCAUGCAUGGAGGCGUGUUUGGGUCAUCCACAUGCAUGGAGGCGUGUUUGGGUCAUCCACAUGCAUGGAGGCGUGUUUGGGUCAUCCACAUGCAUGGAGGCGUGUUUGGGUCAUCCACAUGCAUGGAGGCGUGUUUGGGUCAUCCACAUGCAUGGAGGCGUGUUUGGGUCAUCCCCAUGCAUGGAGGCGUGUUUGGGUCAUCCACAUGCAUGGAGGCGUGUUUGGGUCAUCCACAUGCAUGGAGGCGUGUUUGGGUCAUCCCCAUGCAUGGAGGCGUGUUUGGGUCAUCCACAUGCAUGGAGGCGUGUUUGGGUCAUCCACAUGCAUGGAGGCGUGUUUGGGUCAUCCACAUGCAUGGAGGCGUGUUUGGGUCAUCCACAUGCAUGGAGGCGUGUUUGGGUCAUCCCCAUGCAUGGAGGCGUGUUUGGGUCAUCCACAUGCAUGGAGGCGUGUUUGGGUCAUCCCCAUGCAUGGAGGCGUGUUUGGGUCAUCCACAUGCAUGGAGGCGUGUUUGGGUCAUCCACAUGCAUGGAGGCGUGUUUGGGUCAUCCCCAUGCAUGGAGGCGUGUUUGGGUCAUCCACAUGCAUGGAGGCGUGUUUGGGUCAUCCCCAUGCAUGGAGGCGUGUUUGGGUCAUCCACAUGCAUGGAGGCGUGUUUGGGUCAUCCCCAUGCAUGGAGGCGUGUUUGGGUCAUCCCCAUGCAUGGAGGCGUGUUUGGGUCAUCCACAUGCAUGGAGGCGUGUUUGGGUCAUCCACAUGCAUGGAGGCGUGUUUGGGUCAUCCACAUGCAUGGAGGCGUGUUUGGGUCAUCCACAUGCAUGGAGGCGUGUUUGGGUCAUCCACAUGCAUGGAGGCGUGUUUGGGUCAUCCACAUGCAUGGAGGCGUGUUUGGGUCAUCCACAUGCAUGGAGGCGUGUUUGGGUCAUCCACAUGCAUGGAGGCGUGUUUGGGUCAUCCACAUGCAUGGAGGCGUGUUUGGGUCAUCCCCAUGCAUGGAGGCGUGUUUGGGUCAUCCACAUGCAUGGAGGCGUGUUUGGGUCAUCCACAUGCAUGGAGGCGUGUUUGGGUCAUCCCCAUGCAUGGAGGCGUGUUUGGGUCAUCCACAUGCAUGGAGGCGUGUUUGGGUCAUCCCCAUGCAUGGAGGCGUGUUUGGGUCAUCCACAUGCAUGGAGGCGUGUUUGGGUCAUCCACAUGCAUGGAGGCGUGUUUGGGUCAUCCCCAUGCAUGGAGGCGUGUUUGGGUCAUCCCCAUGCAUGGAGGCGUGUUUGGGUCAUCCCCAUGCAUGGAGGCGUGUUUGGGUCAUCCACAUGCAUGGAGGCGUGUUUGGGUCAUCCCCAUGCAUGGAGGCGUGUUUGGGUCAUCCCCAUGCAUGGAGGCGUGUUUGGGUCAUCCACAUGCAUGGAGGCGUGUUUGGGUCAUCCACAUGCAUGGAGGCGUGUUUGGGUCAUCCCCAUGCAUGGAGGCGUGUUUGGGUCAUCCACAUGCAUGGAGGCGUGUUUGGGUCAUCCCCAUGCAUGGAGGCGUGUUUGGGUCAUCCACAUGCAUGGAGGCGUGUUUGGGUCAUCCCCAUGCAUGGAGGCGUGUUUGGGUCAUCCACAUGCAUGGAGGCGUGUUUGGGUCAUCCCCAUGCAUGGAGGCGUGUUUGGGUCAUCCACAUGCAUGGAGGCGUGUUUGGGUCAUCCCCAUGCAUGGAGGCGUGUUUGGGUCAUCCACAUGCAUGGAGGCGUGUUUGGGUCAUCCACAUGCAUGGAGGCGUGUUUGGGUCAUCCACAUGCAUGGAGGCGUGUUUGGGUCAUCCCCAUGCAUGGAGGCGUGUUUGGGUCAUCCACAUGCAUGGAGGCGUGUUUGGGUCAUCCACAUGCAUGGAGGCGUGUUUGGGUCAUCCACAUGCAUGGAGGCGUGUUUGGGUCAUCCCCAUGCAUGGAGGCGUGUUUGGGUCAUCCACAUGCAUGGAGGCGUGUUUGGGUCAUCCACAUGCAUGGAGGCGUGUUUGGGUCAUCCACAUGCAUGGAGGCGUGUUUGGGUCAUCCACAUGCAUGGAGGCGUGUUUGGGUCAUCCCCAUGCAUGGAGGCGUGUUUGGGUCAUCCCCAUGCAUGGAGGCGUGUUUGGGUCAUCCACAUGCAUGGAGGCGUGUUUGGGUCAUCCACAUGCAUGGAGGCGUGUUUGGGUCAUCCCCAUGCAUGGAGGCGUGUUUGGGUCAUCCACAUGCAUGGAGGCGUGUUUGGGUCAUCCCCAUGCAUGGAGGCGUGUUUGGGUCAUCCCCAUGCAUGGAGGCGUGUUUGGGUCAUCCACAUGCAUGGAGGCGUGUUUGGGUCAUCCACAUGCAUGGAGGCGUGUUUGGGUCAUCCACAUGCAUGGAGGCGUGUUUGGGUCAUCCACAUGCAUGGAGGCGUGUUUGGGUCAUCCACAUGCAUGGAGGCGUGUUUGGGUCAUCCACAUGCAUGGAGGCGUGUUUGGGUCAUCCACAUGCAUGGAGGCGUGUUUGGGUCAUCCACAUGCAUGGAGGCGUGUUUGGGUCAUCCACAUGCAUGGAGGCGUGUUUGGGUCAUCCACAUGCAUGGAGGCGUGUUUGGGUCAUCCACAUGCAUGGAGGCGUGUUUGGGUCAUCCACAUGCAUGGAGGCGUGUUUGGGUCAUCCCCAUGCAUGGAGGCGUGUUUGGGUCAUCCACAUGCAUGGAGGCGUGUUUGGGUCAUCCACAUGCAUGGAGGCGUGUUUGGGUCAUCCCCAUGCAUGGAGGCGUGUUUGGGUCAUCCACAUGCAUGGAGGCGUGUUUGGGUCAUCCACAUGCAUGGAGGCGUGUUUGGGUCAUCCACAUGCAUGGAGGCGUGUUUGGGUCAUCCACAUGCAUGGAGGCGUGUUUGGGUCAUCCACAUGCAUGGAGGCGUGUUUGGGUCAUCCCCAUGCAUGGAGGCGUGUUUGGGUCAUCCCCAUGCAUGGAGGCGUGUUUGGGUCAUCCACAUGCAUGGAGGCGUGUUUGGGUCAUCCCCAUGCAUGGAGGCGUGUUUGGGUCAUCCCCAUGCAUGGAGGCGUGUUUGGGUCAUCCACAUGCAUGGAGGCGUGUUUGGGUCAUCCCCAUGCAUGGAGGCGUGUUUGGGUCAUCCCCAUGCAUGGAGGCGUGUUUGGGUCAUCCACAUGCAUGGAGGCGUGUUUGGGUCAUCCCCAUGCAUGGAGGCGUGUUUGGGUCAUCCCCAUGCAUGGAGGCGUGUUUGGGUCAUCCCCAUGCAUGGAGGCGUGUUUGGGUCAUCCCCAUGCAUGGAGGCGUGUUUGGGUCAUCCACAUGCAUGGAGGCGUGUUUGGGUCAUCCCCAUGCAUGGAGGCGUGUUUGGGUCAUCCACAUGCAUGGAGGCGUGUUUGGGUCAUCCACAUGCAUGGAGGCGUGUUUGGGUCAUCCCCAUGCAUGGAGGCGUGUUUGGGUCAUCCACAUGCAUGGAGGCGUGUUUGGGUCAUCCACAUGCAUGGAGGCGUGUUUGGGUCAUCCACAUGCAUGGAGGCGUGUUUGGGUCAUCCACAUGCAUGGAGGCGUGUUUGGGUCAUCCACAUGCAUGGAGGCGUGUUUGGGUCAUCCCCAUGCAUGGAGGCGUGUUUGGGUCAUCCCCAUGCAUGGAGGCGUGUUUGGGUCAUCCACAUGCAUGGAGGCGUGUUUGGGUCAUCCACAUGCAUGGAGGCGUGUUUGGGUCAUCCACAUGCAUGGAGGCGUGUUUGGGUCAUCCACAUGCAUGGAGGCGUGUUUGGGUCAUCCACAUGCAUGGAGGCGUGUUUGGGUCAUCCACAUGCAUGGAGGCGUGUUUGGGUCAUCCCCAUGCAUGGAGGCGUGUUUGGGCGUGUUUGGGUCAUCCACAUGCAUGGAGGCGUGUUUGGGUCAUCCACAUGCAUGGAGGCGUGUUUGGGUCAUCCACAUGCAUGGAGGCGUGUUUGGGUCAUCCACAUGCAUGGAGGCGUGUUUGGGUCAUCCACAUGCAUGGAGGCGUGUUUGGGUCAUCCACAUGCAUGGAGGCGUGUUUGGGUCAUCCACAUGCAUGGAGGCGUGUUUGGGUCAUCCCCAUGCAUGGAGGCGUGUUUGGGUCAUCCACAUGCAUGGAGGCGUGUUUGGGUCAUCCCCAUGCAUGGAGGCGUGUUUGGGUCAUCCACAUGCAUGGAGGCGUGUUUGGGUCAUCCACAUGCAUGGAGGCGUGUUUGGGUCAUCCCCAUGCAUGGAGGCGUGUUUGGGUCAUCCACAUGCAUGGAGGCGUGUUUGGGUCAUCCACAUGCAUGGAGGCGUGUUUGGGUCAUCCACAUGCAUGGAGGCGUGUUUGGGUCAUCCACAUGCAUGGAGGCGUGUUUGGGUCAUCCACAUGCAUGGAGGCGUGUUUGGGUCAUCCACAUGCAUGGAGGCGUGUUUGGGUCAUCCACAUGCAUGGAGGCGUGUUUGGGUCAUCCACAUGCAUGGAGGCGUGUUUGGGUCAUCCACAUGCAUGGAGGCGUGUUUGGGUCAUCCCCAUGCAUGGAGGCGUGUUUGGGUCAUCCACAUGCAUGGAGGCGUGUUUGGGUCAUCCACAUGCAUGGAGGCGUGUUUGGGUCAUCCACAUGCAUGGAGGCGUGUUUGGGUCAUCCACAUGCAUGGAGGCGUGUUUGGGUCAUCCACAUGCAUGGAGGCGUGUUUGGGUCAUCCACAUGCAUGGAGGCGUGUUUGGGUCAUCCACAUGCAUGGAGGCGUGUUUGGGUCAUCCACAUGCAUGGAGGCGUGUUUGGGUCAUCCACAUGCAUGGAGGCGUGUUUGGGUCAUCCACAUGCAUGGAGGCGUGUUUGGGUCAUCCACAUGCAUGGAGGCGUGUUUGGGUCAUCCACAUGCAUGGAGGCGUGUUUGGGUCAUCCCCAUGCAUGGAGGCGUGUUUGGGUCAUCCACAUGCAUGGAGGCGUGUUUGGGUCAUCCCCAUGCAUGGAGGCGUGUUUGGGUCAUCCCCAUGCAUGGAGGCGUGUUUGGGUCAUCCCCAUGCAUGGAGGCGUGUUUGGGUCAUCCACAUGCAUGGAGGCGUGUUUGGGUCAUCCCCAUGCAUGGAGGCGUGUUUGGGUCAUCCACAUGCAUGGAGGCGUGUUUGGGUCAUCCCCAUGCAUGGAGGCGUGUUUGGGUCAUCCCCAUGCAUGGAGGCGUGUUUGGGUCAUCCCCAUGCAUGGAGGCGUGUUUGGGUCAUCCCCAUGCAUGGAGGCGUGUUUGGGUCAUCCACAUGCAUGGAGGCGUGUUUGGGUCAUCCACAUGCAUGGAGGCGUGUUUGGGUCAUCCACAUGCAUGGAGGCGUGUUUGGGUCAUCCACAUGCAUGGAGGCGUGUUUGGGUCAUCCACAUGCAUGGAGGCGUGUUUGGGUCAUCCACAUGCAUGGAGGCGUGUUUGGGUCAUCCACAUGCAUGGAGGCGUGUUUGGGUCAUCCACAUGCAUGGAGGCGUGUUUGGGUCAUCCCCAUGCAUGGAGGCGUGUUUGGGUCAUCCACAUGCAUGGAGGCGUGUUUGGGUCAUCCCCAUGCAUGGAGGCGUGUUUGGGUCAUCCCCAUGCAUGGAGGCGUGUUUGGGUCAUCCACAUGCAUGGAGGCGUGUUUGGGUCAUCCCCAUGCAUGGAGGCGUGUUUGGGUCAUCCACAUGCAUGGAGGCGUGUUUGGGUCAUCCACAUGCAUGGAGGCGUGUUUGGGUCAUCCCCAUGCAUGGAGGCGUGUUUGGGUCAUCCACAUGCAUGGAGGCGUGUUUGGGUCAUCCACAUGCAUGGAGGCGUGUUUGGGUCAUCCACAUGCAUGGAGGCGUGUUUGGGUCAUCCACAUGCAUGGAGGCGUGUUUGGGUCAUCCACAUGCAUGGAGGCGUGUUUGGGUCAUCCACAUGCAUGGAGGCGUGUUUGGGUCAUCCCCAUGCAUGGAGGCGUGUUUGGGUCAUCCACAUGCAUGGAGGCGUGUUUGGGUCAUCCCCAUGCAUGGAGGCGUGUUUGGGUCAUCCCCAUGCAUGGAGGCGUGUUUGGGUCAUCCACAUGCAUGGAGGCGUGUUUGGGUCAUCCACAUGCAUGGAGGCGUGUUUGGGUCAUCCACAUGCAUGGAGGCGUGUUUGGGUCAUCCCCAUGCAUGGAGGCGUGUUUGGGUCAUCCCCAUGCAUGGAGGCGUGUUUGGGUCAUCCCCAUGCAUGGAGGCGUGUUUGGGUCAUCCACAUGCAUGGAGGCGUGUUUGGGUCAUCCACAUGCAUGGAGGCGUGUUUGGGUCAUCCACAUGCAUGGAGGCGUGUUUGGGUCAUCCACAUGCAUGGAGGCGUGUUUGGGUCAUCCACAUGCAUGGAGGCGUGUUUGGGUCAUCCACAUGCAUGGAGGCGUGUUUGGGUCAUCCACAUGCAUGGAGGCGUGUUUGGGUCAUCCACAUGCAUGGAGGCGUGUUUGGGUCAUCCACAUGCAUGGAGGCGUGUUUGGGUCAUCCACAUGCAUGGAGGCGUGUUUGGGUCAUCCACAUGCAUGGAGGCGUGUUUGGGUCAUCCACAUGCAUGGAGGCGUGUUUGGGUCAUCCACAUGCAUGGAGGCGUGUUUGGGUCAUCCACAUGCAUGGAGGCGUGUUUGGGUCAUCCACAUGCAUGGAGGCGUGUUUGGGUCAUCCACAUGCAUGGAGGCGUGUUUGGGUCAUCCCCAUGCAUGGAGGCGUGUUUGGGUCAUCCACAUGCAUGGAGGCGUGUUUGGGUCAUCCCCAUGCAUGGAGGCGUGUUUGGGUCAUCCCCAUGCAUGGAGGCGUGUUUGGGUCAUCCACAUGCAUGGAGGCGUGUUUGGGUCAUCCCCAUGCAUGGAGGCGUGUUUGGGUCAUCCACAUGCAUGGAGGCGUGUUUGGGUCAUCCCCAUGCAUGGAGGCGUGUUUGGGUCAUCCCCAUGCAUGGAGGCGUGUUUGGGUCAUCCACAUGCAUGGAGGCGUGUUUGGGUCAUCCACAUGCAUGGAGGCGUGUUUGGGUCAUCCACAUGCAUGGAGGCGUGUUUGGGUCAUCCACAUGCAUGGAGGCGUGUUUGGGUCAUCCCCAUGCAUGGAGGCGUGUUUGGGUCAUCCCCAUGCAUGGAGGCGUGUUUGGGUCAUCCACAUGCAUGGAGGCGUGUUUGGGUCAUCCACAUGCAUGGAGGCGUGUUUGGGUCAUCCACAUGCAUGGAGGCGUGUUUGGGUCAUCCCCAUGCAUGGAGGCGUGUUUGGGUCAUCCCCAUGCAUGGAGGCGUGUUUGGGUCAUCCCCAUGCAUGGAGGCGUGUUUGGGUCAUCCACAUGCAUGGAGGCGUGUUUGGGUCAUCCACAUGCAUGGAGGCGUGUUUGGGUCAUCCACAUGCAUGGAGGCGUGUUUGGGUCAUCCCCAUGCAUGGAGGCGUGUUUGGGUCAUCCACAUGCAUGGAGGCGUGUUUGGGUCAUCCACAUGCAUGGAGGCGUGUUUGGGUCAUCCCCAUGCAUGGAGGCGUGUUUGGGUCAUCCACAUGCAUGGAGGCGUGUUUGGGUCAUCCACAUGCAUGGAGGCGUGUUUGGGUCAUCCACAUGCAUGGAGGCGUGUUUGGGUCAUCCACAUGCAUGGAGGCGUGUUUGGGUCAUCCCCAUGCAUGGAGGCGUGUUUGGGUCAUCCACAUGCAUGGAGGCGUGUUUGGGUCAUCCACAUGCAUGGAGGCGUGUUUGGGUCAUCCACAUGCAUGGAGGCGUGUUUGGGUCAUCCACAUGCAUGGAGGCGUGUUUGGGUCAUCCACAUGCAUGGAGGCGUGUUUGGGUCAUCCACAUGCAUGGAGGCGUGUUUGGGUCAUCCACAUGCAUGGAGGCGUGUUUGGGUCAUCCACAUGCAUGGAGGCGUGUUUGGGUCAUCCCCAUGCAUGGAGGCGUGUUUGGGUCAUCCACAUGCAUGGAGGCGUGUUUGGGUCAUCCACAUGCAUGGAGGCGUGUUUGGGUCAUCCACAUGCAUGGAGGCGUGUUUGGGUCAUCCACAUGCAUGGAGGCGUGUUUGGGUCAUCCACAUGCAUGGAGGCGUGUUUGGGUCAUCCACAUGCAUGGAGGCGUGUUUGGGUCAUCCACAUGCAUGGAGGCGUGUUUGGGUCAUCCACAUGCAUGGAGGCGUGUUUGGGUCAUCCACAUGCAUGGAGGCGUGUUUGGGUCAUCCACAUGCAUGGAGGCGUGUUUGGGUCAUCCACAUGCAUGGAGGCGUGUUUGGGUCAUCCACAUGCAUGGAGGCGUGUUUGGGUCAUCCACAUGCAUGGAGGCGUGUUUGGGUCAUCCACAUGCAUGGAGGCGUGUUUGGGUCAUCCACAUGCAUGGAGGCGUGUUUGGGUCAUCCACAUGCAUGGAGGCGUGUUUGGGUCAUCCACAUGCAUGGAGGCGUGUUUGGGUCAUCCACAUGCAUGGAGGCGUGUUUGGGUCAUCCACAUGCAUGGAGGCGUGUUUGGGUCAUCCACAUGCAUGGAGGCGUGUUUGGGUCAUCCACAUGCAUGGAGGCGUGUUUGGGUCAUCCACAUGCAUGGAGGCGUGUUUGGGUCAUCCACAUGCAUGGAGGCGUGUUUGGGUCAUCCACAUGCAUGGAGGCGUGUUUGGGUCAUCCACAUGCAUGGAGGCGUGUUUGGGUCAUCCACAUGCAUGGAGGCGUGUUUGGGUCAUCCACAUGCAUGGAGGCGUGUUUGGGUCAUCCACAUGCAUGGAGGCGUGUUUGGGUCAUCCACAUGCAUGGAGGCGUGUUUGGGUCAUCCCCAUGCAUGGAGGCGUGUUUGGGUCAUCCACAUGCAUGGAGGCGUGUUUGGGUCAUCCACAUGCAUGGAGGCGUGUUUGGGUCAUCCACAUGCAUGGAGGCGUGUUUGGGUCAUCCACAUGCAUGGAGGCGUGUUUGGGUCAUCCACAUGCAUGGAGGCGUGUUUGGGUCAUCCCCAUGCAUGGAGGCGUGUUUGGGUCAUCCACAUGCAUGGAGGCGUGUUUGGGUCAUCCACAUGCAUGGAGGCGUGUUUGGGUCAUCCACAUGCAUGGAGGCGUGUUUGGGUCAUCCACAUGCAUGGAGGCGUGUUUGGGUCAUCCACAUGCAUGGAGGCGUGUUUGGGUCAUCCACAUGCAUGGAGGCGUGUUUGGGUCAUCCACAUGCAUGGAGGCGUGUUUGGGUCAUCCACAUGCAUGGAGGCGUGUUUGGGUCAUCCACAUGCAUGGAGGCGUGUUUGGGUCAUCCACAUGCAUGGAGGCGUGUUUGGGUCAUCCACAUGCAUGGAGGCGUGUUUGGGUCAUCCACAUGCAUGGAGGCGUGUUUGGGUCAUCCACAUGCAUGGAGGCGUGUUUGGGUCAUCCACAUGCAUGGAGGCGUGUUUGGGUCAUCCACAUGCAUGGAGGCGUGUUUGGGUCAUCCACAUGCAUGGAGGCGUGUUUGGGUCAUCCACAUGCAUGGAGGCGUGUUUGGGUCAUCCACAUGCAUGGAGGCGUGUUUGGGUCAUCCACAUGCAUGGAGGCGUGUUUGGGUCAUCCACAUGCAUGGAGGCGUGUUUGGGUCAUCCACAUGCAUGGAGGCGUGUUUGGGUCAUCCACAUGCAUGGAGGCGUGUUUGGGUCAUCCACAUGCAUGGAGGCGUGUUUGGGUCAUCCACAUGCAUGGAGGCGUGUUUGGGUCAUCCACAUGCAUGGAGGCGUGUUUGGGUCAUCCACAUGCAUGGAGGCGUGUUUGGGUCAUCCACAUGCAUGGAGGCGUGUUUGGGUCAUCCACAUGCAUGGAGGCGUGUUUGGGUCAUCCACAUGCAUGGAGGCGUGUUUGGGUCAUCCACAUGCAUGGAGGCGUGUUUGGGUCAUCCACAUGCAUGGAGGCGUGUUUGGGUCAUCCACAUGCAUGGAGGCGUGUUUGGGUCAUCCACAUGCAUGGAGGCGUGUUUGGGUCAUCCACAUGCAUGGAGGCGUGUUUGGGUCAUCCACAUGCAUGGAGGCGUGUUUGGGUCAUCCACAUGCAUGGAGGCGUGUUUGGGUCAUCCACAUGCAUGGAGGCGUGUUGGGUCAUCCACAUUGGAGGAUGGGUGGGUCAUCCACAUGCAUGGAGGCGUGUUUGGGUCAUCCAUCAUGGAGGCGCAUCCACAUGCAUGGAGGCGUGUUUGGGUCAUCCCCAUGCAUGGAGGCGUGUUUGGGUCAUCCACAUGCAUGGAGGCGUGUUUGGGUCAUCCCCAUGCAUGGAGGCGUGUUUGGGUCAUCCACAUGCAUGGAGGCGUGUUUGGGUCAUCCACAUGCAUGGAGGCGUGUUUGGGUCAUCCACAUGCAUGGAGGCGUGUUUGGGUCAUCCACAUGCAUGGAGGCGUGUUUGGGUCAUCCACAUGCAUGGAGGCGUGUUUGGGUCAUCCACAUGCAUGGAGGCGUGUUUGGGUCAUCCACAUGCAUGGAGGCGUGUUUGGGUCAUCCACAUGCAUGGAGGCGUGUUUGGGUCAUCCACAUGCAUGGAGGCGUGUUUGGGUCAUCCACAUGCAUGGAGGCGUGUUUGGGUCAUCCACAUGCAUGGAGGCGUGUUUGGGUCAUCCCCAUGCAUGGAGGCGUGUUUGGGUCAUCCACAUGCAUGGAGGCGUGUUUGGGUCAUCCCCAUGCAUGGAGGCGUGUUUGGGUCAUCCACAUGCAUGGAGGCGUGUUUGGGUCAUCCACAUGCAUGGAGGCGUGUUUGGGUCAUCCCCAUGCAUGGAGGCGUGUUUGGGUCAUCCACAUGCAUGGAGGCGUGUUUGGGUCAUCCACAUGCAUGGAGGCGUGUUUGGGUCAUCCACAUGCAUGGAGGCGUGUUUGGGUCAUCCACAUGCAUGGAGGCGUGUUUGGGUCAUCCACAUGCAUGGAGGCGUGUUUGGGUCAUCCACAUGCAUGGAGGCGUGUUUGGGUCAUCCCCAUGCAUGGAGGCGUGUUUGGGUCAUCCCCAUGCAUGGAGGCGUGUUUGGGUCAUCCCCAUGCAUGGAGGCGUGUUUGGGUCAUCCCCAUGCAUGGAGGCGUGUUUGGGUCAUCCCCAUGCAUGGAGGCGUGUUUGGGUCAUCCCCAUGCAUGGAGGCGUGUUUGGGUCAUCCCCAUGCAUGGAGGCGUGUUUGGGUCAUCCCCAUGCAUGGAGGCGUGUUUGGGUCAUCCACAUGCAUGGAGGCGUGUUUGGGUCAUCCACAUGCAUGGAGGCGUGUUUGGGUCAUCCACAUGCAUGGAGGCGUGUUUGGGUCAUCCACAUGCAUGGAGGCGUGUUUGGGUCAUCCACAUGCAUGGAGGCGUGUUUGGGUCAUCCCCAUGCAUGGAGGCGUGUUUGGGUCAUCCACAUGCAUGGAGGCGUGUUUGGGUCAUCCACAUGCAUGGAGGCGUGUUUGGGUCAUCCACAUGCAUGGAGGCGUGUUUGGGUCAUCCACAUGCAUGGAGGCGUGUUUGGGUCAUCCACAUGCAUGGAGGCGUGUUUGGGUCAUCCCCAUGCAUGGAGGCGGGUGUUUGUUGGGGUCAUCCACAUGCAUGGAGGCGUGUUUGGGUCAUCCACAUGCAUGGAGGCGUGUUUGGGUCAUCCACAUGCAUGGAGGCGUGUUUGGGUCAUCCACAUGCAUGGAGGCGUGUUUGGGUCAUCCACAUGCAUGGAGGCGUGUUUGGGUCAUCCACAUGCAUGGAGGCGUGUUUGGGUCAUCCACAUGCAUGGAGGCGUGUUUGGGUCAUCCACAUGCAUGGAGGCGUGUUUGGGUCAUCCACAUGCAUGGAGGCGUGUUUGGGUCAUCCACAUGCAUGGAGGCGUGUUUGGGUCAUCCACAUGCAUGGAGGCGUGUUUGGGUCAUCCACAUGCAUGGAGGCGUGUUUGGGUCAUCCACAUGCAUGGAGGCGUGUUUGGGUCAUCCACAUGCAUGGAGGCGUGUUUGGGUCAUCCACAUGCAUGGAGGCGUGUUUGGGUCAUCCACAUGCAUGGAGGCGUGUUUGGGUCAUCCACAUGCAUGGAGGCGUGUUUGGGUCAUCCACAUGCAUGGAGGCGUGUUUGGGUCAUCCACAUGCAUGGAGGCGUGUUUGGGUCAUCCACAUGCAUGGAGGCGUGUUUGGGUCAUCCACAUGCAUGGAGGCGUGUUUGGGUCAUCCACAUGCAUGGAGGCGUGUUUGGGUCAUCCACAUGCAUGGAGGCGUGUUUGGGUCAUCCACAUGCAUGGAGGCGUGUUUGGGUCAUCCACAUGCAUGGAGGCGUGUUUGGGUCAUCCACAUGCAUGGAGGCGUGUUUGGGUCAUCCACAUGCAUGGAGGCGUGUUUGGGUCAUCCACAUGCAUGGAGGCGUGUUUGGGUCAUCCCCAUGCAUGGAGGCGUGUUUGGGUCAUCCACAUGCAUGGAGGCGUGUUUGGGUCAUCCACAUGCAUGGAGGCGUGUUUGGGUCAUCCACAUGCAUGGAGGCGUGUUUGGGUCAUCCACAUGCAUGGAGGCGUGUUUGGGUCAUCCACAUGCAUGGAGGCGUGUUUGGGUCAUCCACAUGCAUGGAGGCGUGUUUGGGUCAUCCACAUGCAUGGAGGCGUGUUUGGGUCAUCCACAUGCAUGGAGGCGUGUUUGGGUCAUCCACAUGCAUGGAGGCGUGUUUGGGUCAUCCACAUGCAUGGAGGCGUGUUUGGGUCAUCCCCAUGCAUGGAGGCGUGUUUGGGUCAUCCCCAUGCAUGGAGGCGUGUUUGGGUCAUCCACAUGCAUGGAGGCGUGUUUUGGGUUCAUCCACAUGCAUGGAGGCGUGUUUGGGUCAUCCACAUGCAUGGAGGCGUGUUUGGGUCAUCCACAUGCAUGGAGGCGUGUUUGGGUCAUCCACAUGCAUGGAGGCGUUUUGGGUGGGUCAUCCACAUGCAUGGAGGCGUGUUUGGGUCAUCCACAUGCAUGGAGGCGUGUUUGGGUCAUCCACAUGCAUGGAGGCGUGUUUGGGUCAUCCACAUGCAUGGAGGCGUGUUUGGGUCAUCCACAUGCAUGGAGGCGUGUUUGGGUCAUCCACAUGCAUGGAGGCGUGUUUGGGUCAUCCACAUGCAUGGAGGCGUGUUUGGGUCAUCCACAUGCAUGGAGGCGUGUUUGGGUCAUCCCCAUGCAUGGAGGCGUGUUUGGGUCAUCCACAUGCAUGGAGGCGUGUUUGGGUCAUCCACAUGCAUGGAGGCGUGUUUGGGUCAUCCACAUGCAUGGAGGCGUGUUUGGGUCAUCCACAUGCAUGGAGGCGUGUUUGGGUCAUCCACAUGCAUGGAGGCGUUUUGGGUGGGUCAUCCACAUGCAUGGAGGCGUGUUUGGGUCAUCCACAUGCAUGGAGGCGUGUGUUUCACAUGGUGGGUGGGGUGGGGUCAUCCACAUGCAUGGAGGCGUGUUUGGGUCAUCCACAUGCAUGGAGGCGUGUUUGGGUCAUCCACAUGCAUGGAGGCGUGUUUGGGUCAUCCACAUGCAUGGAGGCGUGUUUGGGUCAUCCACAUGCAUGGAGGCGUGUUUGGGUCAUCCACAUGCAUGGAGGCGUGUUUGGGUCAUCCACAUGCAUGGAGGCGUGUUUGGGUCAUCCACAUGCAUGGAGGCGUGUUUGGGUCAUCCCCAUGCAUGGAGGCGUGUUUGGGUCAUCCACAUGCAUGGAGGCGUGUUUGGGUCAUCCCCAUGCAUGGAGGCGUGUUUGGGUCAUCCACAUGGGGGGUGUUUGGGUCAUCCACAUGCAUGGAGGCGUGUUUGGGUCAUCCACAUGCAUGGAGGCGUGUUUGGGUCAUCCCCAUGCAUGGAGGCGUGUUUGGGUCAUCCACAUGCAUGGAGGCGUGUUUGGGUCAUCCACAUGCAUGGAGGCGUGUUUGGGUCAUCCCCAUGCAUGGAGGCGUGUUUGGGUCAUCCACAUGCAUGGAGGCGUGUUUGGGUCAUCCCCAUGCAUGGAGGCGUGUUUGGGUCAUCCCCAUGCAUGGAGGCGUGUUUGGGUCAUCCACAUGCAUGGAGGCGUGUUUGGGUCAUCCACAUGCAUGGAGGCGUGUUUGGGUCAUCCACAUGCAUGGAGGCGUGUUUGGGGUCCUGGGGGUGUUUGGGUCAUCCACAUGCAUGGAGGCGUGUUUGGGUCAUCCCCAUGCAUGGAGGCGUGUUUGGGUCAUCCACAUGCAUGGAGGCGUGUUUGGGUCAUCCACAUGCAUGGAGGCGUGUUUGGGUCAUCCCCAUGCAUGGAGGCGUGUUUGGGUCAUCCACAUGCAUGGAGGCGUGUUUGGGUCAUCCACAUGCAUGGAGGCGUGUUUGGGUCAUCCCCAUGCAUGGAGGCGUGUUUGGGUCAUCCACAUGCAUGGAGGCGUGUUUGGGUCAUCCCCAUGCAUGGAGGCGUGUUUGGGUUCAUCACCAUGCAUGGAGGCGUGUUUGGGUCAUCCACAUGCAUGGAGGCGUGUUUGGGUCAUCCACAUGCAUGGAGGCGUGUUUGGGUCAUCCCCAUGCAUGGAGGCGUGUUUGGGUCAUCCACAUGCAUGGAGGCGUGUUUGGGUCAUCCCCAUGCAUGGAGGCGUGUUUGGGUCAUCCACAUGCAUGGAGGCGUGUUUGGGUCAUCCACAUGCAUGGAGGCGUGUUUGGGUCAUCCACAUGCAUGGAGGCGUGUUUGGGUCAUCCACAUGCAUGGAGGCGUGUUUGGGUCAUCCACAUGCAUGGAGGCGUGUUUGGGUCAUCCACAUGCAUGGAGGCGUGUUUGGGUCAUCCACAUGCAUGGAGGCGUGUUUGGGUCAUCCACAUGCAUGGAGGCGUGUUUGGGUCAUCCCCAUGCAUGGAGGCGUGUUUGGGUCAUCCACAUGCAUGGAGGCGUGUUUGGGUCAUCCACAUGCAUGGAGGCGGUUUUGGGUCAUCCACAUGCAUGGAGGCGUGUUUGGGUCAUCCACAUGCAUGGAGGCGUGUUUGGGUCAUCCACAUGCAUGGAGGCGUGUUUGGGUCAUCCACAUGCAUGGAGGCGUGUUUGGGUCAUCCACAUGCAUGGAGGCGUGUUUGGGUCAUCCCCAUGCAUGGAGGCGUGUUUGGGUCAUCCCAAUGCAUGGAGGCGUGUUUUGGGGGGGGGUUUGGGUCAUCCACAUGCAUGCAGAGGCGUGUUUUGGGGUCAUCCACAUGCAUGGAGGGCUUGUUUGGGUGGGUCAUCCACAUGCAUGGAGGCGUGUUUGGGUCAUCCACAUGCAUGGAGGCGUGUUUGGGUCAUCCACAUGCAUGGAGGCGUGUUUGGGUCAUCCACAUGCAUGGAGGCGUGUUUGGGUCAUCCACAUGCAUGGAGGCGUGUUUGGGUCAUCCACAUGCAUGGAGGCGUGUUUGGGUCAUCCACAUGCAUGGAGGCGUGUUUGGGUCAUCCACAUGCAUGGAGGCGUGUUUGGGGGUUGGGGGGGGUGGGUCAUCCACAUGCAUGGAGGCGUGUUUGGGUCAUCCACAUGCAUGGAGGCGUGUUUGGGUCAUCCCCAUGCAUGGAGGCGUGUUUGGGUCAUCCACAUGCAUGGAGGCGUGUUUGGGUCAUCCACAUGCAUGGAGGCGUGUUUGGGUCAUCCACAUGCAUGGAGGCGUGUUUGGGUCAUCCACAUGCAUGGAGGCGUGUUUGGGUCAUCCACAUGCAUGGAGGCGUGUUUGGGUCAUCCACAUGCAUGGAGGCGUGUUUGGGUCAUCCACAUGCAUGGAGGCGUGUUUGGGUCAUCCACAUGCAUGGAGGCGUGUUUGGGUCAUCCACAUGCAUGGAGGCGUGUUUGGUGUUGGGGUCAUCCACAUGCAUGGAGGCGGUUGUUGGGUCAUCCCCAUGCAUGGAGGCGUGUUUGGGUCAUCCACAUGCAUGGAGGCGUGUUUGGGUCAUCCACAUGCAUGGAGGCGUGUUUGGGUCAUCCACAUGCAUGGAGGCGUGUUUGGGUCAUCCACAUGCAUGGAGGCGUGUUUGGGUCAUCCACAUGCAUGGAGGCGUGUUUGGGUCAUCCACAUGCAUGGAGGCGUGUUUGGGUCAUCCACAUGCAUGGAGGCGUGUUUGGGUCAUCCACAUGCAUGGAGGCGUGUUUGGGUCAUCCACAUGCAUGGAGGCGUGUUUGGGUCAUCCACAUGCAUGGAGGCGUGUUUGGGUCAUCCACAUGCAUGGAGGCGUGUUUGGGUCAUCCACAUGCAUGGAGGCGUGUUUGGGUCAUCCCCAUGCAUGGAGGCGUGUUUGGGUCAUCCACAUGCAUGGAGGCGUGUUUGGGUCAUCCACAUGCAUGGAGGCGUGUUUGGGUCAUCCACAUGCAUGGAGGCGUGUUUGGGUCAUCCACAUGCAUGGAGGCGUGUUUGGGUCAUCCACAUGCAUGGAGGCGUGUUUGGGUCAUCCCCAUGCAUGGAGGCGUGUUUGGGUCAUCCACAUGCAUGGAGGCGUGUUUGGGUCAUCCACAUGCAUGGAGGCGUGUUUGGGUCAUCCACAUGCAUGGAGGCGUGUUUGGGUCAUCCCCAUGCAUGGAGGCGUGUUUGGGUCAUCCACAUGCAUGGAGGCGUGUUUGGGUCAUCCACAUGCAUGGAGGCGUGUUUGGGUCAUCCACAUGCAUGGAGGCGUGUUUGGGUCAUCCACAUGCAUGGAGGCGUGUUUGGGUCAUCCACAUGCAUGGAGGCGUGUUUGGGUCAUCCCCAUGCAUGGAGGCGUGUUUGGGUCAUCCACAUGCAUGGAGGCGUGUUUGGGUCAUCCACAUGCAUGGAGGCGUGUUUGGGUCAUCCACAUGCAUGGAGGCGUGUUUGGGUCAUCCACAUGCAUGGAGGCGUGUUUGGGUCAUCCCAUGCAUGGAGGCGUGUUUUGGGUUCCAUUUUGGGGUGGGUCAUCCACAUGCAUGGAGGCGUGUUUGGGUCAUCCCAUGCAUGGAGGCGUGGUUGGGGUCAUCCACAUGCAUGGAGGCGUGUUUGGGUCAUCCACAUGCAUGGAGGCGUGUUUGGGUCAUCCCCAUGCAUGGAGGCGUGUUUGGGUCAUCCACAUGCAUGGAGGCGUGUUUGGGUCAUCCCCAUGCAUGGAGGCGUGUUUGGGUCAUCCCCAUGCAUGGAGGCGUGUUUGGGUCAUCCACAUGCAUGGAGGCGUGUUUGGGUCAUCCACAUGCAUGGAGGCGUGUUUGGGUCAUCCACAUGCAUGGAGGCGUGUUUGGGUCAUCCACAUGCAUGGAGGCGUGUUUGGGUCAUCCACAUGCAUGGAGGCGUGUUUGGGUCAUCCACAUGCAUGGAGGCGUGUUUGGGUCAUCCACAUGCAUGGAGGCGUGUUUGGGUCAUCCCCAUGCAUGGAGGCGUGUUUGGGUCAUCCACAUGCAUGGAGGCGUGUUUGGGUCAUCCACAUGCAUGGAGGCGUGUUUGGGUCAUCCACAUGCAUGGAGGCGUGUUUGGGUCAUCCACAUGCAUGGAGGCGUGUUUGGGUCAUCCACAUGCAUGGAGGCGUGUUUGGGUCAUCCACAUGCAUGGAGGCGUGUUUGGGUCAUCCACAUGCAUGGAGGCGUGUUUGGGUCAUCCACAUGCAUGGAGGCGUGUUUGGGUCAUCCACAUGCAUGGAGGCGUGUUUGGGUCAUCCACAUGCAUGGAGGCGUGUUUGGGUCAUCCCCAUGCAUGGAGGCGUGUUUGGGUCAUCCACAUGCAUGGAGGCGUGUUUGGGUCAUCCACAUGCAUGGAGGCGUGUUUGGGUCAUCCCCAUGCAUGGAGGCGUGUUUGGGUCAUCCACAUGCAUGGAGGCGUGUUUGGGUCAUCCACAUGCAUGGAGGCGUGUUUGGGUCAUCCACAUGCAUGGAGGCGUGUUUGGGUCAUCCACAUGCAUGGAGGCGUGUUUGGGUCAUCCCCAUGCAUGGAGGCGUGUUUGGGUCAUCCACAUGCAUGGAGGCGUGUUUGGGUCAUCCACAUGCAUGGAGGCGUGUUUGGGUCAUCCCCAUGCAUGGAGGCGUGUUUGGGUCAUCCCCAUGCAUGGAGGCGUGUUUGGGUCAUCCACAUGCAUGGAGGCGUGUUUGGGUCAUCCCCAUGCAUGGAGGCGUGUUUGGGUCAUCCACAUGCAUGGAGGCGUGUUUGGGUCAUCCACAUGCAUGGAGGCGUGUUUGGGUCAUCCACAUGCAUGGAGGCGUGUUUGGGUCAUCCCCAUGCAUGGAGGCGUGUUUGGGUCAUCCACAUGCAUGGAGGCGUGUUUGGGUCAUCCACAUGCAUGGAGGCGUGUUUGGGUCAUCCACAUGCAUGGAGGCGGUGUUUUGG
This is a messenger RNA of Closterium sp. Yama58-4, 32089 nucleotides long. Lineage: Eukaryota; Viridiplantae; Streptophyta; Zygnematophyceae; Desmidiales; Closteriaceae. The record is from the annotation of a GenBank genome assembly.